Truncatella angustata is the source of this 3258-nucleotide messenger RNA. RefSeq lists its product as uncharacterized. Lineage: Eukaryota; Fungi; Ascomycota; Sordariomycetes; Amphisphaeriales; Sporocadaceae. Bases 1 to 3258 code for a protein of 1085 amino acids. Gene Ontology annotation, biological process: peptidyl-serine phosphorylation; peptidyl-threonine phosphorylation. The transcript is spliced from 6 exons. Gene Ontology annotation, molecular function: protein serine/threonine kinase activity; ATP binding. The record is from RefSeq and is a predicted model, not a curated record.
AUGCCUCCCGAGGCUCUUCGUAUCACCUUACCACGUCUACCACCACAGACGCCAAUCCAAGAGUUCCUAGCUCAAAUCAAAGCAGCCAAGCGGACAUCGGCCAUUGACGACAGAGAUUUUAUCCUUGCCAGUCGCAUUCUACAGUGGUUUCGAUCCCCGUCCCCCAAAGACAAAUCAUUCACCGGUCGCAACAAUGCUGCUCGAGUCCUCCACGCCGUUUGCGGGGUCGACGACACACCACAUCGAAAUACCAAACUUCUCGAUCAUAUAAACAAUGAUUCGAGAUGCUGGCUGCGCACUUUUGCAGUCUUGUUACAAAUGGAUCAUGAAGAUCAGAACAUGGGGAGAUAUAUCCAUCGCUUUGCAGAGCUAGAUUUCUUGGAUCAGCGGCUUGGGUGUCCAGUUAAAGACAAUCUGAAGGAGGAAGUGUUGCAGUAUCUUAACAUAUCCCCACCAGAUGCUGAGAGACUUGCGAAGGAAUUUGAAGAUUUGCAAUGGCAACUUUAUACGGACACAACGCUAAACGAAGCGGACAACCAGGUAUACCAUUAUGGAACGAGAAAAAUAUUGCCUAUUACGCAAAAAGUCGUCUUGACCGAGGGAGACACGAGCGCCAUCUACCAAAUCGAGGUUCCCUGCGAGUGCAUUCCGCCAAGUCUGGCUGCUAGAGUCAAGCGGAAACCGUAUUCAACACCCAGAGGAAAGGCGCAACAGAUGACACUGAAAGUCAUCCACCGUGAGCCUUCAUAUAAUCUUGAACGAGCAGCCUACAAAGCUCUUGACCAAAAAAAGGAUAUUGUAGAGUGCUUUGGCUAUUGGCAGUUCGUCCGCAAUCGCAGACGAAAAGAAUAUCAUGUUCUGCUUGAGUGGGGGGCCCAUGACUUGAAGGAGUUCUUUAGGUGUUACACUCCGCCUACCACGACAGACGCGAUAAUUCAGUUCUGGGAAGGCUUCCUAUGCAUUGUUUCUGGUCUCGCCACUAUUCAUGAAGUGGUGGUUUCUGGACAUGACGGCCCUGAGACUUGGUAUGGGUGGCAUUGCGACCUGAAACCAGCCAACAUCCUGUUUUGUGAAGAAGGCCAUCAAAAAGGUUGGAAAGUCGCAGACCCCGGUUUUGCUAGAUUCAUUCGUGCGGACAGGGUAGAGAAAUCGCAGGGACUGCCCAUUGCAGAGAUGCAUGGCGGCACAACUAGUUAUGGUGCUCCUGAAGCUAGCAACGACAGAUCACCAAAGGUCACACAACGUUUUGAUAUUUGGUCCUUGGGCUGUGUUCUUUCUGAAGCUGCGACCUGGGUAGUUCUAGGUCACCGCGGAGUGCAACGUUACCACGGCGUCAGAAGGCUUGACCCAUCUGGUAUAGAUGGCUUUCAUAACCGGCUCGACAAAUCAAAAGCCGUUCGCGACUGGCAUAGUUAUUUGCGACACUCUCUGCGGGCUUCGGAUACCAUCACGGAAAAGAUAUUGACGGUUGUGGAAAAUUUCAUGUUGCAAGCAGAUCCACACAUGCGACACGAUGCGAGCACAUUAAAGGCAGAGUUGGAUGCCGUCAUCGAUUUUGCCAAGGCCUCUUUAGACGAGCAUCCAUCGCCCGAGAGAUACAAGAUCCCAGAUUAUUUCCAAAAGGCGAUUGAUCAAGAACAAGUGGACGAGGCUGAAGAGAUGCAAGCUCGUUUGGCAAGCGGCGGCCAUGAGAAAUGGACCAACAAACACAAGUCACAAGCAUUCUACGAUGCUACCAAAGUCCCUCUUGGUCACCACGAUGAACAAAUUCCCGAUAUGUUGGCCCAAGUCAUGUCGCCAGCUUCAAACGAUCUCAGCUUACCGACCGUCUACCGGUCAGGCACUCUUCCGGUUGAGCCCUCACGAGACUUUUAUCAUCAAAAGUCUACCCAAAUUGCAAAACAAGGACCUGGCCGGGAGUCAAGCUCGAAAAUAAUGUCUGCAGAUUACUGGGAAGCCCGAGAAAUACUUGAGGAUAACAAUUGGAGGUCUGGAACACUUGAAUUUUCAGAAGAGUUACCAGAAGCAUCACAGCUAGAAGCCGCGACUCCUUUGACUCCAAAACCAGGAAGCAGUGCUAUAUAUUCUCAGCUCCACCAAACAGCCCCGUUUGCUAUCACUUCUUCACAGACUACACGACCAAGGGGCACUUCAGUUCCGGGAUCUUUUAAGUCGUUACUGACAAAGAGCUUCAGCCUCAGGCGCAAACGCAAGUCAACUGGAUCUAUACAAGCAGUCGCCGACAAUUCGAAUCGGCCACUGCCAACCGUUUUGCAACCAUUAGACACCGAUAUUUCAGCCAUAGACAUGCUGCAGCCAUCGAAAUCAGGACAAUACAAGUAUGAUAAACUCGAUGAUUAUUUCCAAGGACGAGAUAUUGCCUUCUUGAUUGACAAUGGUUCGAGUAUGCAAAAACACUGGAUGUUUGCAAGAGACUUAUUAGUUGUCCUUACGGCAUUCCUUUAUGGGCAGGACGAUGACGGGAUGGACCUCUAUUUCACAUCUCGACGUCAGAAAGUUGGAACUUAUGAGGAACCCAAGGACUUUUUCGAGGAGAUGGGUCGGAACAAGCCACAACGUGCUGCAAAAGGGCAGCCAUCCUCCGAGCCACCUAGCAUGGCUCGCAUUCCUUCGAUGUAUAAGACGACACCACCUAGAACUAAUACUCAUGCAACAACAAGCUCGACGGCUUCGAAUGAGCUUAACGCAGAAGAUAUCCGUGACAGUUUAAGAGAGAUUCUUGACAAUUGGGGCAGCAGGCAGUUCAAGAAGAAAGGCAAGAAGCUGACAUUGAUCAUCUUCACAGACGGCAUAUGGAACGACGUGAAGCAGAAGCAAUCUGUGAGCCGGCAGAUUGUGUCGCUUCUCGAAUGGUGGCUCGACAAAAAUACGCACAAGGAGCAGCUUGAGAAUAGAGGGCUCAGUAUUCAAUUUGUGCGGUUUGGUAAUGACACAGACGCCAUUGAGGAGCUUGACCGCAUGGACAAAAACUUGACCAUGAGCGAUGGAACACAACUACCAGACAUAAUUGAUCAUGAGCCCGCAGAAGGAAAUAUCUACAAGAUGAUACUUGGCAGUCUAGACGAAAGAUAUGAUGUUGAUGACGAGGUUUCUAUUUCGGGGGAGCAGGGCUAUAUGGGUAGUAGCGGCGCGCCAACUCUUACCUCAAGCCCGGUGAGCACACGUUCUGUGCUUCCUUCAUACAUGAAGCCAAACCCCUCGCAAACAUUCGACGUGCGGUCUUCAAGGCAGAACUAA